AUGAUAAAUAUCAAAAGCAUCAUAAGUAUAGCUACACUUGCACUAUUACUGUGCGGGCAGAUUGCAAAAGCUGGAUCAUUUGAAGCUGGUGUAGAAUCCAUGACAGGCCUCCCACAAGGUGGUGUUCUAGGACUGUGCAAUUGUUUCCCAAAUGCAUCAUGCCAGAACAAUAAUCUUGAGAAACUAGCAGCUGCAAUUCGUUCUAUCCGAAAGACCGUGAUGAAAAUGGGAAAUCCUUCGCAAUGCUUAGAACCAGAAAUGCUAAUGAGCAUGGGUGUCAUUCCACCAAACACAGGAACUGAGUGUUUAGAUAUCUUGAUCAAAUCCAUAAAUCCUUUCCAGAUACUUUCAGCUGAAAACACUCCAAAGCUUGCCUCUUCAUACAAUUCAUGUACUGAAUUCCAUAAAUCCCUUCUUGGCAUGCUAAACCUACGCCUUACAGGUGGAUAUGCUGCAAUGAAUGACUACAUGUCUAUGAAAAAUAUGCCAAAUGCAUGCGGAAACAGCUCUUUUAUUGGGUUUGGUAACCCGUCUGGAGAUUUUGGAGCCUGUGGAUGCGGUAGCUCUUUACUAGGUGGCAUGGGCGGUAUGUCACAACCAAGCAUGUGCUCUGGUGGUAUGCCACAACCAAGUAUGUGUUCUGGCGGUCUAGGCGGCAUGGGUGGUAUUCCACAACCAAGUAUGUGCUCCGGUGGCAUGCCUAGUAUGCCACAACCAAGUAUGUGCUCCGGUGGCAUGGGCGGACUAGGAAGUUUGGGUGGACUGGGCGGCAUGGGCAGUCCAUGCCCCUGUGGUAUGGGCGGUAUGCCACAGCAAAAUUCAUGUGCAGGCGGCAUGAGUGGCAUGGGAGAAUUUUCAUCCCUUGGGAUGCCAUCAGGAAUAAUUGAUGUAAUUACACAGUUAAAGGAAAACAGUGUCUGCCCUCCACCUUCUUAUAAAAAAUGCUUAGAAGAAACUGACCCAAAUGCUCCUGGACCAACCAAUGUAAGAAUCGGCAACUGCUGUGGUCCUGAUCUAAAUGCAAUGAUGAUAAGGUCAAUCCAACAGCAGCAAGAGCAAAUGUUUGAAAGACCAAAAGAAUGCCCCUUAAGCCCACCUAUAAUGAUGGGAAUGAUAGGAGCAACUCAAAUAGGAAAUGCCUACCAAAGAAGCCUAAAAGACUGCCAGAAGGCUAUAUCAAACACGCUACCAACAACACAAGUCACAAUGGGAUGCCCUUGCGAGGACAAAUGCCAGUCAGGCAUGAACCCAUCCCUUUUUAAUACAAACCUAGGGCUAUCUCCUGGGCUUGACAUUGAUCUCUCCUCCUGCCCAAGAGUGCCAUUUAAUGCAGGCGGACCCUGCAUGAAAGAAACUGCAGGUGAGAUGGCAAAGUUAACUGCUCUGCAAAUGAGCUGCUAUUAA
Molecule: messenger RNA, 1404 nt
Organism: Nematocida ausubeli
Lineage: Eukaryota; Fungi; Microsporidia
Exons: 1
Coding region: 1-1404 (467 amino acids)
Source: RefSeq, a predicted model, not a curated record